Mobula hypostoma (lesser devil ray) is the source of this 4608-nucleotide messenger RNA. Its product is annotated as amphoterin-induced protein 2-like. Gene Ontology annotation, molecular function: protein binding. The record is from RefSeq and is a predicted model, not a curated record. Lineage: Eukaryota; Metazoa; Chordata; Chondrichthyes; Myliobatiformes; Myliobatidae. Gene Ontology annotation, biological process: brain development. Gene Ontology annotation, cellular component: membrane. The transcript has 3 exons. Bases 616 to 2376 code for a protein of 586 amino acids.
CUCACUCAGUUGAAUGAUGACAGUUCGGAAUCAUAGCAACAGGAGCCGGUUGCUGGGACCGAGGGACAGCACGUCGCAUGUUAAUUAGUUUCUUACUCUGAUUCCUAACAGAAACCUCCUGUGAUUACUCGAAGUCGCUUGCUGCUGCUUGUGUGAGCGUUCGCUAUGCCUAAGGAAGCCCGCCUAAAGCCCACGCGUUGCUUUUGCCCAAGUUAGCUUGCAGCCCAGUCAAAAACUGGGCAGCGUCCAAAUCAAACCGCUGUGGAAAUUCAGCAGGGAAAAGACGGCAAGCGUGAAGGCAAGGGGUGGGGGGGGGGGGAGCUCCAGUACUUUCCGCCAAUCGACUCCUCCCCCUUUCGAUCCGCAUCUGUAAUCGUUGACUGGUUCCCACCCUGCCGUGUUCAGCCAAUCUCAGUGAUCUGAAGAUGGGCAGCCGUCACUUGUAGCCUCACCACUUGUCUUGCCGCUGCCACGUUCGACAAUGCGCCGUAAAAUGGAACACUGGAGAGGUAGGAUCCGAGCAGGGUCUACUUCGCCGCUUUACUUCGAAAGUUCAGAAAAUGGGGAGGAAAUAGACCAAGGACCAAUUCGCACCGGCGUCAGGAGAUACGUUCAAUGCCCCAGUCCUUAAAUGUCUUUGAUCUGCUACAAACCAUCACCCGGAUCUUUCGUCUGUCUCUCUCUGUCUCUGUCUCUCUCUCAAACCAGACUGAAGUUAUAGUACCUGGGAUGAACCUGGUGAUAGCUGUUUUUCCCCAGUGCCACGGGAUAGGUUUCACGUUCAUCCGACUGCAGGGCCCACUGGAAGACGGUUGGGAGACGGCCAUCAUGUGUACCCGUCACCCAGUCUUCUCUGCUCUCCGGGGAUGCAACUCAGCUACCCAAAGACUCGCUCUGCUCUUGCUGUGUGCCAGCUUGGCGGGCAACGCUUCCGUCAUCUGCCCUUCGGUCUGCAUCUGUGCCAGCGAUAUCAUUACUUGCACCAAUAAGAAUCUGACCACUGUGCCAAGGAUCCUGUAUAAAGUUGCGACCAGUUUGGAUGUUAGCUACAACAGCAUCAGACUACUUGGCUCUAACUGGACUCCAACCAUACUGGACAGACUCAGAACCCUGAUUCUCAAUCACAAUAGUAUAGGCUUCCUCUCCAAGAGGGCAUUUUGGUCUACUCCUAAACUCAAGUAUCUGGAUCUGUCCUCCAACAAGUUAAAAAGUUUGAGCAACUCAUCGUUUCAAGGACUGAAUUCCCUGGAGAUACUGCUUCUUUACAAUAAUCAGGUCGCCCAAGUCAGCAGCGGAGCUUUCGAGGGUUUGUACAAACUUCAUAAACUGUAUCUCAGUCGAAAUCUGAUCUCCCACUUCCCAAUGCAACUCUUUAAAGGCAGGUCUAGACUUCCGCUUCUGGAACUCGUCGAUCUCUCCUUCAAUAAAUUGACGUCUGUACCUGCCCUGCAGUUAAGUGCUUUGCCCGUAAAGAUGCAGAAUGGUUUAUAUCUGCAUGCCAACCCAUUUACUUGCGAUUGCUCCUUCUACACCAUGGUCACCUACUGGUACAAGAGGCAGUUUAGGUCGGCGGUGGAUUUUAAGGAAGAUUAUAGAUGUUAUUUUCAGCUGGACGCCAAGAGAAGUGUCAGUGUUUUAUUGAUCCACGAUGAUCUUUUGAAUUGCUCUAACAGUGCCGUGAAUGGCUCUUUCCACGCUCUGGGCAUGUUCUAUGAGGCUUAUUUGGGGGACCGAGUAGUAAUAAACUGUGACAGCAAGAUUCUGGACAGCAGCACCAACGUCCUAUGGGUCACGCCCGAGAAUGAAACAUUGCAGACUGGCAUUCAAAGGCAGAGUCUGGGGGUGUUAUUGAACGGAAGCCUCGAAAUUCAAGACGUCCAGGUCGAAGAUGCAGGGGUCUACUCCUGUAUCGCAAUUAACAGUAGACGCAUGCUAAACGAGACCAUCGAGGUGACACUGAAAGUGCACAAUUUCACACAUACCAAGCACCGUCCACAUACCUUUAACACGGCCUUUACCACUCUCUCUGCCUGCCUCGCCAGCAUCAUUUUGGUCUUGAUCUAUCUUUACUUGACACCUUGCCGCUGCUGGUGCAAAUCCAAGCAAAGGUACCGGAAACCGAAGGAGAGCAGCGCGCGUUCCUCCAUUCUGAGCGCCACUCCUCCUCACGAGGCGGGCGCCGAGAGGAAGGUCAGCACCGGCAAGCGAGUGGUCUUUCUGGAGCCCGUCAAAGAGCCACUGAGGGGGCAGAAUGGGAAAGUGAAGCUGCUCCCUACCAGCCACGCCGUGUCCGAGAAGAUCCUGAGACCCAACAGAGGAAAGGCGGAUGUCGACUCCAUCAGCUCCGUGUUCUCCGAUAAUCUCAUUGUAGCUUGAUCCAAAUGCUGUUUAUGCGCCUGAGCGAUAAUCUAGGUUGCUGCCCACCGGACACCUGAGAUGACCCGUAAACCAAUAAUGUUGGAAUAUCCGGCAAAUCUCCCUGCCUGUGGAAAGAUUAAAGCAGGAGAGCUGAGAAAUGCCUCUGCUCUGAAUGUUAACAGGGUCGUGUCGGUUUGCGGAGGAGUUUUACAAACUAGUUCCAUGUCUGGAAUGGCGCGAGAUCCAGAGGAGGAAAAAUGCAUUUGCAGUUACUGGAUUCUGCAUAUAGCCCAUUAGUUUGGCACAAGUAAUAUCCAAGUUAAACCAACGUGGAGCCGUAGAAGCAGUUAUCAUGCCGCGUGCUUGCAAGUACAAGGUUCAUCUGAAAUUGGCCAUCUCAAAGUAUGCUUGGAGACAUUUCGCUAAGUCCUUAGAAAUCAGGAGCAAAGUAACGCCUCUUUUACUGAUGUUCAUCUACACUGAUAUGCAAUGCUAAAUUUAAUGACCAAUGAAGCUAUGUAAAAUAAUUCAUCGCUGCCGCACACAUUGAGUCCUACCUUCCUACGUUUUUCCAUAGGCCUCGUACACGCGUUACAUUUUAGAUCAAUUGUUGCUCUAGUCAGUUUGUUGAAGACUUGUACUGAUGUAUUUCAACAUCGACUUCCAGCCUAUAUUUAUAUUGCAAAUUAAAGUUUUAUAUAUUGCAUUACAAUUCCUGCUCAUAUUACUAACAUAUACAUUUGCUCGCAAAACAUGAUUUAAUUUAUUACCGUUUACCAAGUUUCCCCUUAAAGCUUUGGAACUGACAGAUUUAGCGAAGUUAGUUCUGAAGCUUCGUGUCCCAGCGACUUCAGUAAGAUUAAAGGAGUACUGGCAUUAGUAGAAAGAGUUCUCCAACAAGGACAUCGAUGGUUAAGCAUUGAGGGGAUUUUCCAUUCAAUGACUUAGUAAAUACAUCACUAAAAUAAUGGAGUCACAAUUGAUUAAUGCCAUCUUAAAUAUUAGUUUUCUCAGAUACUGGUAUCUGGCAUUGCCAAUGGGAAUGUCAGCUUCCUCAGUUUAUAUUCAGCGACGGGAACUGUCCGGGAAGGGAUUAAAAAGAAUUUCAACGCAGCUGUUCAUUUCGCCUUGCUCAAGCUAUGCUUCUAACUAGGAAGUAGCUGUUAUGACACCAGUUACAGGGAGUUCUGUCUAACUUAAGAUGUGAGGGUAAUUGCCUAACUAAACUAAGUAAAGCAAAUGAAAUGCAAUUAUCAGUUAUUUCAUGAAACACUUUAAAAUAAUUCACCUUUUCAAAAGAAAUCUAUUCCAAACAUAAACAUGUAUAGGUAGGAACUAAAGUGCUUACUUUGAAUGUGAAAUUGUUCAAUUAUUAGUUUGUACUGAUGUAUUUCAGAGAAAAAAGUAGGUCUGUAAAUGCAGUAUUUUGUAGUAUCAAUUUACUGUAGGAGAUAUAUAUCUUUGUUACCAUAACCUUUGAAACUUUAUUGUAAAAUGUAUGAUUCCCUUUCAUAUCUAUUGUCUUAGUUUGUAGUAUCCAGUUAUCAAAGCUGUAGAUUUGAAACAGACAAAUGUUACAACUACAAAAUCAGAAAAAAAUAUGUAUAGGAGCUUCUCCGAAACACACACAAAAUGCUGGAGGAAAUCAGCAGUCCAGGAAGCAUCUGUGGAGAAGAGUAAACAAUUGGACGUUUCAGCAGGAGUUCUGGCUUGCCGAGUUCCUCCAACAUUUUAUGUGUGUUACUUGGAUUUCUAGCAUCUGCAGAUUUUCUCUUGUUUGCUAUAGGAGCUUCUCUGCAUUUAUCUCUGUUUAUUCCUUCUGUAGAGGUCAGUUAGUUACAUCUUACUGGGACAGAUUGAACACUAUUUAUGUUCUAUAACUAAUAUGCACAGAACAACAGUAAAACAAUGGAUUGGUGCCCUCAUAUUCAACUAAUGGCAGAGUACAGGCUGCAUUAACACACAUAUCAGAGUAUUCAAUUGCAAAAGUAUUCAAAAGUAAUCAACAUUUACAACAGACAAAUAUUUUACAUGGGUUCAUAAUCUUACAAAUUUUAAUUUUCUAAAACUUACAUUAAAUGGAUGUGCCUUCUAAAGUACUGUGUUAAAAGAUCCAAAUGAAUAUUUAGAAAGUAAAAUUUUAAAGCAAUAUGCCUUUUUAAAAUUUUAGCUCAUGCUGACAUUUAUUACUUUGUGAAAAAGCAUUGAUGGUGUGAAAUAUCAGAAGUAAAGAAUUAAUUUUCACCAAAC